Molecule: messenger RNA, 1079 nt
Organism: Striga hermonthica
Lineage: Eukaryota; Viridiplantae; Streptophyta; Magnoliopsida; Lamiales; Orobanchaceae
Source: the annotation of a GenBank genome assembly
CCACUGAACAAAUUGGUCCCCGAAUUCGGGCAGUGUGGGGCCACGCCUUUUGCGAUCGUCCUCGAGAAGGGUGCUCUCAAGGCGGUCGGACACUUCGUUCACGGAAGCAGUCAGCAGGGACGUCGGCCUUGGAGCAAGGGGGUCGGGAAGAAGAUAGCUAUCGCGCCCACGUUUCCAGACGACCGCACCCUGCUCAGUGCGAGGCCGUUUGCCCAGCACCGUCUCACGCUCGGUAUCAGCCUGACUACCGGACUCGACCAGCGCCUUGGUCGGAACAGCAGAGGGAGUCUCGAGAGGCUGCUUGCCAACAGAGGACUUCUCCGCGGCCUGGUCUUUGGCCUUGUCUCUGGACGACGGGUUGGGCUCGGAGGUUUUGUCCGUGGACUUGGAAGGAUUGGGAGCUCGAUGAUCGACUUUCUGACGGCUAUCGGUCUUUUGACGGUCGUCAGGGUCUCGAGAUUAUUUUCGAGGUCAUGAACUGCCCCGAUCGUUAUCGCAUGUUAUGUGCCCAGAUCCAGCUGACCGGUGAUGCCAGACUCUGGUGGCAAGCCUUUUGGAGUAUGUGUCCCGGUGAAAAAGACGGUUGUACGUGGGACCAGUUCAAGGAGCUGAUCCGAGAAAAGUAUUAUCCCUCGUAUUACCGAGUAGACAUGGAGCGCCAGUUCUUGGCACUCACUCAGGGUACUCGUACUGUCGACAAGUACGAAAGAGAGUUCACCCGUCUCGGAGCCUUUGUACCUGAUCUUGUGAGUACGGAGGCAAAGAGAGCCCACCGUUUCACUGACGGACUUCGCCCAGCAGUCCGCCACAACACCGUAGGCCACAGCGUCAAGACCUACGCCCGCGCAGUUGCCAUUGCACAGGAAGUUGAUGCUAGUAUCCGACGAGAAGCCACCCAGACACCAGCCCAGCCAGUUGCUCAGCCACCAGCCCAGCCUAAAGUAACCCAACCAUCAACAAACCAGAAGAAGAGGAAGCUCAGAGGGGGCUCAGACAACUGGAGGACCCGUCCCAGACAAUAUCCAGAAAGCCCAACCUGCGGGAAACACCACCGUGGAGAAUGCCUCGUGGGCCAGAAU